Molecule: messenger RNA, 1624 nt
Organism: Sipha flava (yellow sugarcane aphid)
Lineage: Eukaryota; Metazoa; Arthropoda; Insecta; Hemiptera; Aphididae
Product: methyl farnesoate epoxidase-like
Exons: 8
Coding region: 85-1566 (493 amino acids)
Biological process (GO): xenobiotic metabolic process
Cellular component (GO): intracellular membrane-bounded organelle; cytoplasm
Molecular function (GO): iron ion binding; oxidoreductase activity, acting on paired donors, with incorporation or reduction of molecular oxygen, reduced flavin or flavoprotein as one donor, and incorporation of one atom of oxygen; heme binding
Source: RefSeq, a predicted model, not a curated record
CUCAAUUCAUUACUUCGAUGCAUCAACCAGAGUGCAGAAAAUAAAUGCAGCAGUGUUAGACCACUGUUCACCGUCGCAUUCAAAAUGUUUUUCAUACUUUUCAGUAUUUGUUUAAUCCUCUUUUAUGUUUUUGAUGAAAUUGUUACACCACGAGGAUAUCCAAAAGGUCCCACGCGACUUCCUCUGAUUGGGAGUUAUUUAAAAAUUCGAAACCUCAGAAAUAAAUUAGGUUUCUAUCACUUAGUGUGGGCUCAUUUAGCUAAAAAAUAUGGUCCAGUGUUUUCUAUUAAAUUCGGUCAAAUGGAAACAGUAGUCGUUUCUGGUUAUGACUUAGUAAAACAAGUAUUGUGUCAUGACGACUUUGAUGCCCGUCCGGAUAAAUAUUUUUUCAGAUUCAGAGCUUUUUAUCAAAAACUUGGUAUUGUAUUUGUGGAUGGACCCGGAUGGUUAGAACAAAAAAAGUUUAAUAUGCACCACAUACGUAGUAAGAGAUAUGGAACUCAUUUAAUGGAAGUACUUAUCUAUGAUGAAGUUGACAAGCUUAUCUUAAAUCUAAAUAGUCAAUGUGAGAAUGGUAAGCCAAUUAAAGUUAGCAGUUUAUUUGAUAUAUCCGUUUUCAACGGCCUUUGGAUAUUAUUAGUUGGACACAAAUUUGAGCUGAACGAUACUAGACUUAAAAAACUCUUGGAAUUAGUGCAUGCCAGUUAUAGAAUGAUAAAUAUGUCGAAAGGAAUUUUAUACCAAAUACCAUUUAUCCGGUAUUUUGCUCCUAAACGUUCUGGAUACAAAAACAUCAAACAAAUUUCAAACGAAUUUUACACCUUUUUAAAAGAAUUAGUUGAUGAAAACAGAGAUCAGAUAUAUGACCCCAACAAUUUCAUUGGUGCAUUUCUCAUGGAAAUCGACCAAAAUAGAGAAUCAUCAAAAUCAUUUUCAGAAGAACAAUUUCUCGUUUUAUUGUUGGAUUUGUUUCUAGCGGAUACUGAAACUACAAGCAGCAUGUUAACUUUCGUUAUUUUAAAUCUUAUCAAACAUCCGGAUGUACAAGCUAAAGUAUAUGAUGAAUUAGACUCGGUAAUUGGACAACGAAAUAUUCAUCUUGAAGAUCAAAGAAAAUUGAACUACCUCACAGCAGUGUUAAUGGAGGUACAGAGAUAUAGCAACGUGGCACCGUUAGCAAUCGCCUAUAGAGCUGUUCGAAAUACACACUUACAAGAUUUCAUAAUACCAGAGGAUACUAUGAUACUGGCAAGUAUAUGGAGUGUUCAUAUGGACAUAGAACAUUGGGGCGAUCCCGAGUCGUUUCGGCCAGAAAGAUUUCUAAAUAGCAAUGGGAAAAUUGUAAACGAUACAUGGCGUAUGCCCUUCGGCCUUGGUAGUAGAAGAUGUCUAGGAGAACCAAUGGGAAAGGCAACUCUUUUUUUGUUUAUCGCCAAAAUAGUACAACAGUUUGAAUUGAAGGCACCACGAGGAGUCCAAUUACCAGACAAGUAUCAAGAAGAAUGUAUCACUAUUUCUCCAUCGGAAUAUUCUGCUAUUUUUAUACCUAGACCAAAUGUGUAUUAAAGAAAUGUAAUUUGACUAUGGUUAACUUUUUAUUUAUCACGAGUUUAAAAAAUAAUCA